Molecule: messenger RNA, 2324 nt
Organism: Leptinotarsa decemlineata (Colorado potato beetle)
Lineage: Eukaryota; Metazoa; Arthropoda; Insecta; Coleoptera; Chrysomelidae
Product: aminopeptidase N
Biological process (GO): proteolysis; peptide catabolic process
Cellular component (GO): cytoplasm; membrane
Molecular function (GO): metalloaminopeptidase activity; zinc ion binding; peptide binding
Source: RefSeq, a predicted model, not a curated record
UUCGCUCCGUAUGUGUUAACAAAAGAUAACCGGCUAGCUGGCUAGCAGGUCUAGUGUGUCGCGUAAAAAUUCAAACAAUCGACACAUGACACAGUAUUUUCCGCGGGACGCAAGUCUUUAGCGAAGUUGCUGAGAAAAGUUGUGAAACGUGGGUGAACCGGCUCAUCUGGCGUUUGGGUCUCCGGCCUUUGAUUUGUUUACAUUGAAUCACAAGAACUUACCCAAUACUUAAUUUAUGCUUUAUUUAUUUUCACUGGAGAGUUUUGUACGUUUUAUCCGAUGGGAUCGAGCGGGAAGCCAGUACUGAAAAAACUUCCAUCUGCGGCGUAUUUUGUUCGGUAGCUUUUCGCGGUUUAGUGAAUAAAGUGACAGUGAAUUUGUAGGGACAGUUUUUGAAAAUGGUUGGAAAAGUCGAUUACUCGAGUGUGCCCACAAGCGUGGACCUAGAAAACAACAAGAACCAAAAGAAGUACACUGUGAACGAAAAUAAAGGAAAGAAAGUUGUGAUAUCUAAACCUCUCUGUGUCUUAAUGGCGAUUGGCGCUUUGCUUCUGGCCGUAUUAGUAGGCCUUGUAGUUUUCUUCUUAGUUCCUAGAUAUUGUAAUGGAGAAAAACCACCCGAAGCUUUAACCAAAACGCAAAUACCAGAAACUUACGAUGAGGCUGAUGAAGUCGAUGAAAGACUACCUAGAAGCAUAGAACCUACUCAUUACAGAAUACGAAUAGUACCAGAUCUCCAAAAUGCCACCACGUCGGGUUCCGUUGCAAUGACCUUGAACGUAUUGGAACCUACCAAUGAAAUAAUUUUUCAUGUCAGCAACAUUACAAUUGAAGAGCAUUCCCUUAGCAUUAAUUCUACAGUGUCGAAUUCUAGUCUUAUAGAGAUACGAGAACAAGGCUAUGUCGAAGGUGAUAAGUACAAAAUAAUUUUGAUGGAAGAUCUCAAAAGAAACGAAACUUAUGAUUUGAGUAUGACGUUUAACGGGCAGCUAAAUGGACAUCUCCAGGGAUUCUAUCUCAGCCAGUAUAACGAUGCUUCGGGUCGAGAAAGGCGGAUGGCAAGUACUCAAUUUUCUCCGACAGAUGCCAGGAAGGCUUUCCCAUGCUUCGAUGAACCAUCCUUCAAGGCUAAAUUUACCAUUAGCUUAGCAAGACCAGGACAUAUGACUACCUUGGCAAAUAUGCCACUUUCAACUUCGAUAAAAUUCGAAAAUCGAGAAAACUGGUAUUGGGAUCACUACCUGGAAACACCGGAAAUCGCGACUUAUUUGGUAGCGUUUAUGUUAUCCGAUUUGAGGCGCGGCUCAACUAACGACCCCCUUAUAAAAGUGUGGUCCAGAGAUAGUUUGGUACGGCAAACAACUUACGCUAACGAAAUCUCACCAAAAAUUCUUCACUACUUCGAAAACUACUUCGACAUCAAAUUCCCCCUUCCGAAAAUCGACAUUGUUGCGGUUCCUGAGUUUGGAUUCAGUGCCAUGGAGAAUUGGGGAUUGAUUACUUUCAGAGAGAGCAGUUUACUUUUUGAUCCAGCUGUCUCCACAAAUGAAGACAAACGAACAAUUGCGACUGUUUUGGCUCAUGAAAUUGCACAUCAGUGGUUUGGAAACUUAGUCACUCCCAAAUGGUGGAACGACCUGUGGCUAAAAGAAGGAUUCGCUACUUACAUGGAGUAUUUUGGGGUUGAUCAUGCAGAACCUUCUUGGAAAAUAAAAGACGAAUUCCUUCCGUCUGAAACAGCCAGAGCCAUGGCCAUCGACUCUUUGGAAUCAUCAAGGCCAAUAUCUUUCGAAGUGAAAAACAGCCGACAAAUUCGACAAACGUUUGACGAAAUUUCAUAUGCCAAAGGAGCUGCCAUCAUAAGAAUGAUGAACCAUUUUCUGGGUGAGAACGUCUUCAAGAGGGGGCUGAUAAACUUCCUCAAAAAACAUAUUAACGGUAACGCCGAUAGACUGGAUUUGUUUACAGCUCUCACGGAAGAAGCGCACAAGACCAAAGCACUCGAACCAAACGAAACUGUUGCACAAAUCAUGAACACGUGGACAGAGAGACCAGGUUUUCCUGUCGUUCAUGCAAUCGCUGACUAUCAAAAUAAUAAUCUGCAUAUUCUCCAGAAACGAUUUUAUCUAUUCGACAAAGACGAAAAAUCUUCUUGGUGGGUACCGUUACCCUUUACGACCUACCAGGCACCCAACUUUACAGAUACAAAACCGAAAUUCUGGCUGAGAGGAGAGUACGAAAUCGAAGAGAAGGUCAAUUUCACGAAAUGGUACCUUCUGAACAUUGAUCAAACAGGUAGGAACGCUGUGUAUGAUAUUGAAUAA